AUGCUUCAAGCUGUAUGGAAUGUGCCAUCUUCAAAAAUUGAAGCGAGUGACAUUUAUUGCCGCAGCUGCUGGGAGGACUGGGCUCAACAUGUCAAGGGAGGCAGGUAUGCUCUCAGCAAAUCUUGCGAGGAGUGGGCGAUUCAAGCAGGCAUCCAGUUUGAACCAUCGCACAUGGGUAACCCCUUCUAUUGCCUGCCCUGCGGAAGAUUCUUCAACCAUGGUCUGACCUCCCUGGAGAAACACCUGCGGGACUCUCACCCUGAUGUGAUUGUCGGCUUGGCUCGCAAGAGAAAGCAUGAAGAGACCGUGACGAAAUCUCAAUCCAAACCGCCUGUGCGACAUGGCACCGGCUGUGGCAACAGCCGUGGCAAGUCUGACAUGACCAAGGGCAGCAAGCCCUCCAACUCCACAGGCCAGGAUGGUGUGAAGCGGCCAUCUGCACCGUCUGGUCAGCCAAACGCUUUUGGCAAAACUCUUGAAAUCCAGACACUUCAAGCCACAGAUGACUGCAAGGACUCUGAGUUUGAGCUUGUAUGGGAGUUUCGGGCUGAUGAUCAUAAUCCAAUCGAUGACUCUGAUUCUGAUGAUGAUGGUGACUGGCAGGCGAUGACGAAGACCAUGAAUCACCUGCUUGAGAAGCGCUGGGCACAGGGAUGGGAUAAAAAUCUUGAUUUGCACGAUACGUUCUAUGUCCAGGGAAAGGGCUUCUCUUACUUCAUUGAUAGCCAUUGCAUGCUGCAGCAGAACACGUCGACGGGCCGCACGCGGAAGAUCAGGCGUGUUGAUGCCAGGUCACAAGCAAGAAAGAAGGCUGCUCAGGUAGAGCAACUCUUACGUGAGAAAGAAGAAUUGCUGGCGAAAGUUGCAAUGCUGGAGCAGGACAAGAAGACGCUGGAAGCUUCUCAGGCGGACCAUGCCACACAUAUGAUGGCGCAAGAAGCUUGGCGAGUCAGUCGCCAGCUGCAGGCAAAGAUCUGCAUCCAGUUGAAUCGUCGCGAUGCAGUUUUCGCCAGCAUCCAGAAAGCUCUGCUUGCGGCAUGGCCUUCCGAUCACAAUGGGGAGUGCCUGCGCAUGAACCAUUUCAGUAUUAUCGGCCUCCAGCAGGUUUGCAACACCAACAUCUGGAAGGACUACGAAUUCCGGAAGGAGCAAGUGCGGAAAGAGUUGGAGGGCCGUGACAACUUCCCGAGAGUGACCAGUACCCUGCCACCUGAGGUGUGCAGUUGGGCGCACCUGGAUGCGAAGAUCAAUGAGGUUUUGGUAAUCCAUGGCACCACGCUGGACAAGACAGAACAAAUCGCAGGUUUCGGGUUUGACGAACGUCUUGCACAUGAAAGAGGACUCUAUGGACAAGGGGUUUAUUUUACAGAUCAAAGUUGCAAAGCUCUUCAGUAUUCAGGAGCGGUAUCGGUGCCCACAUGGAAAGGCUCCGGGAAGGGGUCAGGGGAAGGUUUCUUCAUCAUUGCUCGUGUGAUCCUUGGACACCCCAAGGAUGCGGACGGGCCUUUGAAGAACACGAAGGUGGAACCUCCGGUGGACCCAGGCGAUCCGUCAAAAGGUCGCUUCCACUCCGUAAUCGCCCAGCCAGGGACUCCUAGCGACCGAUGGCGACGACAGGUACAUCGGGAGUUCGUCAUUUUCAACGGAGCUCAGGCCUACCCAGAACUCAUCGUUCAUUUCAAGAUUUCCUAG
Molecule: messenger RNA, 1692 nt
Organism: Symbiodinium sp. CCMP2456
Lineage: Eukaryota; Dinophyceae; Suessiales; Symbiodiniaceae
Source: the annotation of a GenBank genome assembly